AUGGUUUGUCCAAGAUUCUGCAUGCUCCUGUUGGUGGUUGAUGAUUCUGCUGUUCCAUUUAAUGACUCUGAUGCAUCAGUACUUUUUGAUGGAUCAAAGUCUGAUGAACACAAGCUAGAGCUCAGAAAGAGUCAUGCAAAUGACAAUUUAUCCACCCCUGCUAUUAGAAGUCUUGCAAAGCAACAUGGUAUUGAUUUAGCUGAUGUCACUAGAAGUGGUAAACAUGGAAGAAUAUUGAAAGAAGAUGUUCUAAAAUAUGGUGUAGAAAAAGGAAUUAUUGAUGACAAACCUUCUUUUAAUCCUACUUUUAUCGAACCCAUGUUUGGACCUGAAGAACAACUUCAAGAGAUGGAUGAAUCAAUUUAUCAUGAUAAGAUAUUCUCUCAAAGGGCUUAUCAGCGUGCAAUGGUUAGGUCAAUUACUACAGCUGCUAUUGUUCCUCAUUUUCAUUAUGUGGAAGAAAUAAAAUGUGAUGGGCUUAUGAAACUUAAAUUAGCUUUCCAGAAAGAGAAUACUGAUCCAGAUAUUAAAUUCACAUUCCUUCCCAUGUUAAUAAAGUCAUUAUCCAUGGCAUUGACCACACAUCCAUUAGUCAACAGCACCUUCAACUUGGAAAAUUAUGAAGUCACUCUAAAAGGCUCUCACAACACUGGAAUUGCCAUGGCCAUACCUUCUAACAAAUAUGGCUGA
Molecule: messenger RNA, 690 nt
Organism: Lactuca saligna
Lineage: Eukaryota; Viridiplantae; Streptophyta; Magnoliopsida; Asterales; Asteraceae
Source: the annotation of a GenBank genome assembly